AGCAGUGGAUAUGGAAACACCUUUCACCUGGUCGUCCAGCGGGCGAUCGGUACUCAAGCUCAACAUACGUCACCUGUGUCUCGUAGGUGUGUGGCCUUUGGGUACUUCCCGCCUUUACCAACUGUACGUUAUCUUCGUUUUUGCUAUGGGUGUCUGGAACUUCGCGGAAGGUUCGUUGUGUGUCACCUACUGCUGGCGAGACCUCGAAGCCACAACACUGGUGGUGGCCAACAUGUUCACCAUGGGCAGCGGCAACGUGAAGAUGGCCUUCUACAUGCUGAACCGACGGCGGUACAAUUCGAUGGUCCGGCGUGUCGACUCGUUGAUGUCGCUUCAAAGCGAGAGCUGCUCCAGCAAUCCUGCGCUGGAGAACAUCGUCCAGAGGUCUCGCAGGAGAGCGGCUCGCCUCACGCUGGGUAUGCUGCUCUUCAUGGCUUCGCAAGGCAUCGUGUGGUUCCCUAUGCCGCUCAUUGCCGACCCCAGCGAGCGGCGUCUGCCCUUCGUACAGCACCCCUGGGACAAUAACACCAGCUACUACCAACUGUCGUACGCCGUCCAGUGCGUGGUAGCCUUGUGGAUGGCCCAGAUAAGCAUGGGCAUGGACUGCCUCUUCGUGACGAUCAUGAUACUGGUAGCGGCGCAGCUGGAGGUCCUCGCACUGAGGGUCGGCAAGCUGAGGGUAGACGAGAGUGGAGCAGGCGAAGGUCGCCGAAUAGCGAGCGCAUCUUCUGUGACUCACGAGAAAAUGUACAGCAACCUGUGCUUUUGUGUCAAAAGUCAUCAGGAAAUCCUCAGGUUCGCCAGGCUGCUAAAUGACACCAUGAGCCCAAUAGCAAUGACACUGUUUGCCUUCAACGUCCUCGUCGGCUGUGUGGUGCUGUUCCAGACGACAUACAGCUCUGACAUCACUGCAGUAAUUAAAUGCCUCGUUUUUCUUCCUAUGCUGGGAGGCCAGGUUUAUCUUUAUUGCUGGGCUGCUCACCAAGUAAAAGAUCAGGCGGAAGCGGUUUCGACUGCAGCGUACAGCUGCUCGUGGGUGGAUGCGGGAACGAGCUUCAAGCGCGCCCUGAGGAUUCUCAUCUGCCGCGCCCAGAAACCGCUCAUUCUCACUGCCGGACAUGUCUGCCCGAUCAACAGGGAAGCCUUUCUUUCGAUGGUGAAUGCCUCAUACUCAUACUACGCACUACUGGGUCAAAUGAACAAGCGCUCUGUGGACUGAGGAGCAAUGGGUAUUGAUGUCCAUAGUUUGCUACUUACAGUAUUGUUUUCUGGGCCCACCUUUCAGAUAUAGAUUGUUUAGAAGAAAGUACAAUCGUAAAACAGUUUUCUGAUGUUACUCCAGUUACCAAAAGAUCUCAAAUAUCAAAACUGCUGUAUCACUGCAGAUUUACACAUAUAGCCUUAGAUCAGUGAUAAAUGUCAAUUAUUAUUCA
This is a messenger RNA of Schistocerca nitens (vagrant locust), 1433 nucleotides long. RefSeq names its product odorant receptor Or2-like. Gene Ontology annotation, molecular function: odorant binding; olfactory receptor activity. Gene Ontology annotation, cellular component: plasma membrane. The record is from RefSeq and is a predicted model, not a curated record. The coding region runs from base 11 to 1219 and encodes 402 amino acids. The transcript is spliced from 5 exons. Gene Ontology annotation, biological process: sensory perception of smell; detection of chemical stimulus involved in sensory perception of smell. NCBI's taxonomy places the organism in Eukaryota, Metazoa, Arthropoda, Insecta, Orthoptera, Acrididae.